Molecule: messenger RNA, 1652 nt
Organism: Cucumis melo (muskmelon)
Lineage: Eukaryota; Viridiplantae; Streptophyta; Magnoliopsida; Cucurbitales; Cucurbitaceae
Product: cytochrome P450 81Q32-like
Exons: 2
Coding region: 54-1559 (501 amino acids)
Molecular function (GO): iron ion binding; monooxygenase activity; oxidoreductase activity, acting on paired donors, with incorporation or reduction of molecular oxygen
Source: RefSeq, a predicted model, not a curated record
ACCUUACAUAUAUCGAAAAGCAGGGAAAUCAAAGCCAAGCAUAUUGUGAGCAAAUGGAUAUUCUCUUGCUUUCUAUUUCAUUCUUUCUACUCUCUGUCGUAUUUGCCUUCAAAUUUCUGCUUCGACCCCGUUGGUUAAACCUCCCUCCAACCCCACUUUUUUGGCUUCCAUUAAUAGGCCAUCUUCAUCUCCUCAAACAUCCAGUCCAUCGAACACUUCAAAACCUCUCCCAAAAAUAUGGCCAUGUCUUCUCUCUCCGAUUUGGUUCCCGUCUCGUUGUCGUUGUUUCCUCUCCCUCCGCUGUUCAAGAAUGCUUUACAAAGAACGAUAUCAUUCUCGCAAAUCGACCUUUGUUGGAAAGUGGAAAGUACUUAGGAUACAAUCAUUCCAGCAUUGGACUCUCCCCUUACGGUGAACAGUGGCGAAACCUCCGCCGUAUUGGCUCCCUCGAGGUUUUCUCGACGAAGCGCCUCAACAUGUUCUUGGGAAUUCGAGAAGAUGAAGUGAAGCGUUUUCUACGUAAGUUAUGUGGUAAUCAUUAUAAGUUGGAAGAUGAUGAGUUUAGAGUAGUGGAAAUAGGACCAUUGUUGAAAGAUCUUACGUUGAAUAUUGUUAUGAGAAUGGUGAGUGGAAAAAUGUUUUAUGAAGAAGAUUCUAACAAGUUUAAAGAAAUUGUGACACAAAUUAUGGAACAUGCUGGAGGAAGUAAUCCAGGAGAUUUCAUACCUUUAUGGAAUUGGAUUGAUCCAACUGGUUUUAUGAAGAAGGUAAAGAAGCUUGGAAAGACAUCAGAUGAAUUUCUUCAACAGUUAAUUGAUGGGAUUAGGAAUCAAAAUGAUGGAGGAAACACUAUGAUUCACCAUUUACUUACCUUGCAGAAUGUUGAGCCUGAAUUUUACAAUGAUCAUGCGUUCAAAGCAAUCAUUCAAGAUAUAAUAUUAGCCGGAAUUGACACAUCAGCUAUAACUUUGGAGUGGGCACUAUCUCAAUUGCUAAAUAAUCCAGAGGUAUUAAAGAAAGCAAAAGAAGAGAUAGAUUGUUUGAUUGGGCAUGAACGUGUAGUUAGUGAAGCAGAUCUACCAAGUUUGAGUUACCUUCAAGGAAUAAUCUCUGAGACUUUACGACUUCAUCCACCUGCUCCUCUUCUCGUGCCGCAUUGUGCAUUAUUUGAAGAGUGCAAAAUAAAAAGAUACAAUAUUCCACGUGAUACAAUUGUAUUGAUUAAUGCUUGGGCUAUCCAUAGAGAUUCAGGUCUUUGGGAAGAUGCCACUAAGUUUAAACCUGAAAGGCAUAGUGUGAUUGAAAGUGAAUUAUAUAAAUUAAUACCAUUUGGAGUGGGGAGGAGAGCAUGUCCCGGUGCAGGGAUGGCACAACGAGUGGUUGGCUUAGCUUUAGCAUCAUUGAUACAAAGCUUUGAAUGGGAAAGAGUAGAUGACUCAUUGAUUGACAUGAGUGAAGGUAAAGGACUCACAAUGCCCAAAGCUCAACCAUUGGUCGCUAAGUGUAAACCGUGUCCAAUCAUGAAAAUCAUUUUGAAUGCACACACAGCAGCUAAUUAACAAAAUUUAUAUCUAAAGUAAGAUUAGCUGCUCAAUAAUAAUUUGUAUGGUUUUCUAUCUAUAUAUAGAAGUUAUACAUCGAACAUUCUCUCA